CCGCCAGGUGCGUUGACGGAGACUACCGCUUUAAGACGUUGUUGCGAGAAGAAGCUGGUGAUUUUCCACUCAAAAUGAUAAUAAAGUCCAGCGGCGCCACACAGCGUCAUGGUCACGCGGGAAAAUUGGCUUAAUUGUUUCAAUCAACGCUGAACGUGAGAGACGACAGGAACAACAAUACACAUCUUCAUCGACAGCAUGGCCCAAAAAGAGAAGCUUCAAUGCCUGAAGGACUUCCACAAGGACACACUGAAGCCCUCACCAGGGAAAAGCCCAGGCACUCGGCCCGAAGACGAGGCCGAAGGCAAGGUCCCUCAGAGGGAGAAGUGGUCCAGCAAGCUCGACUUUGUUCUGUCUGUGGCCGGAGGCUUCGUCGGAUUAGGGAACGUCUGGCGAUUCCCCUACCUUUGUUAUAAGAACGGUGGAGGUGCAUUCCUCAUCCCUUACUUUAUCUUCCUGUUUGGCGGUGGCCUGCCCGUCUUCUUCCUGGAAGUGGCACUGGGCCAAUACACCUCUGAAGGAGGGAUCACCUGCUGGGCCAAACUCUGCCCCAUAUUCACAGGGAUUGGCUAUGCCUCAAUCGUGAUCGUGUCCCUGUUGAAUAUCUACUACAUUGUGAUCUUGGCCUGGGGACUAUACUACCUAUUUCACUGCUUCCAGCCUGAGCUCCCCUGGGCCAAAUGCAAGCAGCCCUGGAACACAGAAUUCUGUGUGGAGGACACUGUCCGGAAAAACAAGACCCUUUGGCUGGCGGCCAAUGUUACCAACUUUACCUCCCCUGUGACAGAGUUCUGGGAACGCAAUGUCCUAACCAUCUCCUCUGGGAUUGAGGACGUCGGGCCUUUGAAAUGGGACCUGGCCCUUUGUUUAUUAGCAGUGUGGAUUAUCUGCUUCUUCUGCAUCUGGAAGGGUGUCAAGUCUACUGGAAAAGUCGUGUACAUAACAGCAACAUUCCCAUUCGUGAUGCUGAUUGUGCUGUUGGUGCGUGGAGUCACCCUGCCUGGGGCGUCAGAGGGCAUCAAAUUUUACCUUUACCCUAACCUGACUCGCCUGCAGGACCCAGAGGUGUGGAUUGACGCAGGCACGCAAAUUUUCUUUUCUUACGCCAUUUGCCUGGGUGCCAUGACAUCACUAGGGAGCUACAACAAAUACAAGUACAACUGCUACAGGGACUGUUUGCUGCUGGGAGGCCUCAACAGCGGUACAAGCUUUGUGUCUGGCUUCGCAAUAUUUUCCGUCCUGGGCUUCAUGGCACAAGAACAAGGGGUGGACAUUGCCGAUGUGGCAGAGUCAGGUCCUGGCUUGGCCUUCAUUGCGUACCCUAAAGCGGUGUCCAUGAUGCCACUGCCAACCUUCUGGGCCAUCCUCUUCUUUAUCAUGCUGCUGCUACUUGGUCUUGACAGCCAGUUUGUUGAGGUGGAAGGACAGAUCACGUCCAUAGUGGAUCUGUAUCCGUCCCUCCUAAGGAAGGGUUACCGGCGGGAGAUCUUUAUAGCCAUCAUGUGUUUCAUGAGCUAUCUCUUAGGACUCGCCAUGGUUACCAAAGGUGGCAUGUAUGUGUUUCAACUCUUUGACUACUAUGCAGCCAGCGGUGUGUGCCUUUUGUGGGUUGCUUUCUUUGAAUGCAUUGCUGUAGCCUGGGUUUAUGGAGUUGAUAAUUUCUAUGAUGGAGUCGAGGAUAUGAUUGGCUACCGACCAAACCCAUGGAUGAAAUGGAGCUGGACCAUCAUCACACCGGUGCUGUGCAUGGGCUGUUUUGUCUUCUCUCUGGUCAAAUACAAGCCUCUGAAAUACAACAAAGUGUACGAGUACCCUGACUGGGCCAUUGGCCUGGGCUGGUGUUUGGCCUUGGCCUCCAUGAUCUGCAUCCCUAUGGUGAUGGUCAUCAAGAUCUUACAGUCUGAGGGAACUCUCAUUGAAAGGAUCAAAGCAGUGGCGGCGCCAGCCAAGUCAGGCGUGAGUUCUCGGCCCAAAGAGUACAUGGCCAAGGACAGUGAGCUGACGCAGCCCCUUGACCCUAACGGGAACAACGGCUUGACCAAGCCCACCCACACCAUUGUAGAAACAACCAUGUGAACGCUCUCUGUGAGAGGAAUACGAUUGAUGUGCUUUCUGUGUUCUUGCUAACGUCGGUAGGUUGACAUUGAACUGCAUAUUCACCUUUUUAGACAUCCUGUAGUUUAAUAUCUAUGAGGAGGAUUACAGUGUAUAUUGAUGUAAUUUUAUCUCGUUUUUUUUUUUUUACCAUAUCAAUAUUGUUAAUGUCGCAACUGUUGUUGUAGUUGGCACUGAUCUUAAGCUGUAUAUUGACAUAUAACUUGUUCAAUGUUUACUACCUUUUCUUCUUGUUGAUUCCGGGUGGAGGUGAGCAAUUUAGGUUGGACAACGAAGGAAUGAUAAAAUUCUCGCUUCUCUUAAAAUUCAGCAAACAUAAGUUGUUAAAAGACUAGCUAAUUUGUGAACAAUCUGUAGGUGCCUGCGGCCGCUGUGUUACUGAGGCUAACUUAACUGUACUUUGCAGUAUCCAUUAAUGGUGAUAGAGCCCUCAUCUGUCAAAGUACAUACCCUAUAAAUAUCCAUAUUAUAUUUACAUGUGCAUAUGCUUUAUUUUUGAGAUUAAGGCUUUGGCUGAAUACAACAAAAAAUGUUAAUCAAAAUGGGACAAAAUGACAAUGCAGGGCCAGAUGGUAGUGAAAAGGGAAGUAGCAUUUUAGAGUAUUUGUCCACUGCCUGUGUGACCAUUAAAGUCAGUCUCGCACUGCAUUUUUUUGGAGAAACCUCUUUGCACUUUAUUUCUGGUUCACCUUUUAUUGUAGUGGUUGUUUUUACUGUUGCAAAGUGUCGCUUUGGAUUUUUUGCAGCACAUUUAAAGCGGCACAUACAUUUUUGAUGUAAUUAAUCUUAAUUAAUCUGGGCCUGUAUUCCUAAAGAUUCUGAGAAUCAUCUCAGAGAGCUCCUAACUUAACUUUAGCAUUCCUAGCAAGGAGUAUUGGCUUAGGAGUGAUUCCAGAACAUUCUCAGAUAACUCUGAGCAAAGAAUGGACAGAAACUCCUAUCUUAGUGACGAGGUGUGCUUGACCCCAUUGCUAGGUAUGCGUCAUCAUUUCGAAAGCUGUGAUCGGUUGAUCCUAAAAGCUAGAUAAAUGAUAUAAAAAUGGACAAAGGAUGAACCCUCAAAUUGUUAAACUUAAUCAUAGAAUCUAAUGAAGACUGUAAUUGUAAUUAAUGUUUCGCAUAAAAUAACAUAUCUGUUAAAAGAAUAGUAAGCUAUACUUUAAAAAUUAUCCUACAAAAUGUGUGAAAACGUAUGUCCACUUGCACAGUAUUCACAUAGUGAUAGUUAUAUUUAUUUGCUCAUAUUAAUUGCAAGCUGGUAAUUUUUGCACUUUCAACAUUUCAACUCAAUUUGGUAUUUACGAGAGUUAACUGGCUCAGCUUUCAUCAAUGUCUGUGAUUGCUGACCUGCCUAUAAAAAGCAGUGUUGGUUAGCUUUCAUUUUAGGUGGUAUUGUUGGGUUGGAGAAGUAAGUGCAUCUCUGAUGAGAUCAACCACAAACAUGAUUCCUGCACAAGCUAAUCUGUAGUGUUCCAAAUAAUUCAUCCAUUGUGUCCUCUCCUUAGGGAAGUCCUAGGCCGCUUAGAAGUCCUCUUCCCUGCUCUUAGGAGCUCUCUUGAGGGCUAAUUUUCUUUCAGAACAGCUUUUAUCCUUACCAGGAUCUACGCUUCACUUUUAGGGGAAAUUCUAAGAAAAUAUCAUGAUUCUCAGAUUUUCUUUACAAAUUGGCCACAAGGAGCAACUCUUUGCACUAAGAAUCUUUAGGAAUACGGCCCCUGGUUUAUAGAACGUGUCUCUAAUGACGCACAAUACCUGACACUUCUGUUGUCCUCCUUUCGUGUGUGUUUCAAAUUUCUAACGUCGACAUUAUCAAGUUGUUUUAGUAGAAUAGCAGCGGUUUUUAAGUCACAUAUGCCUUUUGUAACAAUUUUGUACCGUACUUCCUACUAACAUGACAACUCAAUGUUCAGUUAUUUUGUGCAAUAUUCAAUGAAGGAACGGCAACUUUCAAACGUUGAUUAAUCUGAAUUCAAAUGCAAACACUGUAUUCACAAAGGCAACAAUUCUGAGCAGAAUGUGCUGGAUCCACCGCAGCUUCGUCCAUUACAAAUCAAAAUGUACCAACGUAUCUUUGUCACACAUUUGUAUCUUUUUCGAUGCACAUUGCAUCAUUUCCAUAUAGAGUACCAAUAAACAGUUUUUCUUUAGAUUAA
Nerophis lumbriciformis (worm pipefish) is the source of this 4268-nucleotide messenger RNA. RefSeq names its product sodium- and chloride-dependent taurine transporter-like. Gene Ontology annotation, biological process: neurotransmitter transport; taurine transmembrane transport; sodium ion transmembrane transport. The record is from RefSeq and is a predicted model, not a curated record. NCBI's taxonomy places the organism in Eukaryota, Metazoa, Chordata, Actinopteri, Syngnathiformes, Syngnathidae. Gene Ontology annotation, cellular component: cell projection; plasma membrane. Gene Ontology annotation, molecular function: gamma-aminobutyric acid:sodium:chloride symporter activity; taurine:sodium symporter activity.